This is a messenger RNA of Phymastichus coffea, 983 nucleotides long. RefSeq names its product mitotic spindle assembly checkpoint protein MAD2A (gene mad2). The record is from RefSeq and is a predicted model, not a curated record. The transcript is spliced from 3 exons. NCBI's taxonomy places the organism in Eukaryota, Metazoa, Arthropoda, Insecta, Hymenoptera, Eulophidae. The coding region runs from base 135 to 773 and encodes 212 amino acids. Gene Ontology annotation, cellular component: kinetochore; nucleoplasm; cytoplasm. Gene Ontology annotation, biological process: mitotic spindle assembly checkpoint signaling.
UUACAUAACCUCCAAACCAAUUACAGCCGAAGAAUUCAUUGGUAUUUCAAUUUUGAAAAUCAUAGCUUUAACAAAACGAUUUAGGAAAAGAUAAAAUUAGUUGAUAAUAACUACUGAUAAACUAAACCAUCAUAAUGACGGAACAACAGCAAAAAACUAAAUGUAUUACACUCAAAGGAUCUGCUGAAUUAGUUAAACAAUAUCUCCUGUAUGGAAUCAAUAAUAUUCUGUAUCAACGAGGAAUCUAUGAUCCAGAGACUUUUGAAACAGCAGAGCAUUUUGGUUUGCACCUUUAUAUGUCUACAGAUCCAAAAAUUGUUAACUUCUUUACUGUUGUACUUGGGCAAGUUGAAGAAUGGCUUGUACAACGAAAAGUGCAAAAAGUAACAUUGAUUAUUUCUAAUGUUAAUACAAAAGAAGUUCUAGAAAAAUGGGAUUUUCAAGUUGAUUAUGAAACCACAGCAUCAAAUGGAAAUACAGUAAAUAAAGAUAAUGGAAAUUUACCAGAAGUAGGAACAAAAGAUGUUAAAACCAUUCAAAAAGAAAUUAGAGAAGUUAUACGCCAAAUAACUGGAACAGUAAGUUUCUUACCACUUUUGGAUUGCAUAUGCUCUUUUGAUAUUUUAACUUACACAAUACCAGAUUGUGAUAUUCCAAAAGAAUGGGAUGAAACAAGUCCUGUGUUUAUAGCUAAUAGCCAAGAAGUAAAAUUGAGAUCAUUUUCUACUUCUCUUCACAAAAUGGAUACCAUAGUUAGUUAUAAAAAUACAUAAUCAUAUUCCAAUCAUAAUAUCUGUCUAAGAUUAGUGAAUUGUACAUAUAUUUUUAUUUGAAUUAUUUAUACUGUACUUUGCAUUGUUCUCUGUGAGAAAUAAUAAUUCUAUAGUUUUGAAAGUGCACCAAAUUAUUCUAAAUAUCAUUUAAUUAUUAUAUUAUCUAUUAAUUAUUUGUCAAAUUUUCUAAAAAUUUGUUACUAGACAUAA